UCGUUUAUUAUUACGCCGCACCUUCUUCAACUAGAUAGACAAGCGGACUUGAAAUUCAAACCUAAAAGUUUACAGGCCAUGGAAGACGUACUGACAGAGAUUCCGCCACCUUCGAGGUUCUUCCAGGAAGAUCUCAACAACUUCACACCUCCAUCACCACCCCUUCCCUCGCCUUUCCUCUUGCUCUCUCAAAACCCUAACGACUCUGCAGAGUCGCCUCUUCGCCCUUCUCUCCUCAUCAUCGCCCUUUCCUCCCCAUCUCUCCAUCUCUUCCACAACGUCUCCUUCAAAACCCUAAUCGGAACCCUAGUCCUCCCCGAGAUCCCCUUCUCCGGAAACUCCAUCAACCCCUCUCUCAAAGACAAGUCUUGCAACAUCUACUCUCUCGAUCGCCACCAAAACCCUAAAAACCCAACCCUCCUCGUCUCCUUCCAGUGCCCAAUUGCCGCCGAGAGAUGCCACGCCUUGGCCAAGUUGCUCAUUUCUCAGCAGAUUGUUCCUCAUAGGGUUCUGAUUCUGGACUCGAUUCAGAGCCGGAACUUCAGAGGCAAACUUUCGAGGGAUGAGGCGGUGGCGUUCAAGUUGGAGACGACCUCGGAAAGAAAGGCCCCAUCUUUGAGCUUGGAGUACUUUCCGUCGGCCAGCGUCGUUGAUGGGUUGGGCGCGGCUCUCUUGGCUGCGUGUGAAAUCAACAACAUCAAGGCAACGCUUUGUGUGACAUGGCCUCAAUUUGGUGCUUCAGUGCUGUCCCUGAUCAGAUCCCUCAUCUUUACUGCGUUGGAUUUGGAUUUGAGCUUCAGCACUGGGGUUGAUGAUUAUGUGAUUUUAGGCCAAGAUAAGGAUCACCAUCAACCUUUUGAUUCUGAUUUGUAUACUUGAUGUUAAAAACUUGUUUUGGGUUCAAUGUCAAGCUCUUGAUCGUUUGAAUGUUUGAAAAAUGUCUCUACUUUCUUUGUAAUAAUAGUGAAUCUUGUGGUUAUUGAUGCAAUCUGUUAUGCUAAAUCAAACUCAAAUCAAAGCCUGUAUUUAGUUA
Prunus dulcis (almond) is the source of this 1033-nucleotide messenger RNA. RefSeq lists its product as uncharacterized. Bases 79 to 879 code for a protein of 266 amino acids. The transcript has a single exon. The record is from RefSeq and is a predicted model, not a curated record. NCBI's taxonomy places the organism in Eukaryota, Viridiplantae, Streptophyta, Magnoliopsida, Rosales, Rosaceae.